Molecule: messenger RNA, 1892 nt
Organism: Salvelinus sp. IW2-2015
Lineage: Eukaryota; Metazoa; Chordata; Actinopteri; Salmoniformes; Salmonidae
Source: RefSeq, a predicted model, not a curated record
AUAUCAAGGGCUGCAGAAGGUGAUUCACAACGAGAGCCAGAGAGGUGCUUACAGCUACUUCUUCUUCCACUUCGUCUUCUUCCUGGCCUCACUCUACGUCAUGAUGACCCUAACCAACUGGUUCAGCUAUGAGUCAGCGGUGCUGGAGACCACGUUCACCCACGGCAGCUGGUCCACGUUCUGGGUGAAGAUGUCGUCGUGUUGGGCAUGCGUGGUGCUCUACCUCUGGCUGCUGCUGAGCCCACUCUGCCACUGUGGCUCCGACUCGCACCGCCCGCGACGCUCCCGCAUUAAACGCCGCUCAGCCAAUUCCUCCAGCCACGUCAGUGUCAGCGUCUGACCUGUGACCUUUGGCCAGAGCCUGGCUUCUGGGGGUGGAGAACAGGAUAGGACAGCUGGCAGGGGAAGAUGGACAAUUGCCCCCGCUGUGGUACCCUGAAGGUGGAGGGUGGUUUUGAUGAUGUCCCUUGCACCCUCCACCUGUCUCCCAUAUUGAGGUCAGGGGUCAGAGAUGAGAGGUCAAGGGUCAGAGACUCACUCCAGCUAGAAGGACAGACUAACCAGAGGAUUAAUGAUUGAAUCUGAUGUUCCUCACACAGACCACCUGAACCUCCAAACAUAGACCAAGGACUAACCAGACUGUGCUCUGAAAAGGAACAAAGACCCUAUACAGAAUCACUACAUCCUGCCAUUCAAACUGAUUUCACAAACAUUUCACUAUUGUUUCACUCGGUGAGCGAAGUAUUCAGUCUGGUUUAACCAGGCUAGAACCACUAUGGACUACUAUGCUGAGACUGCCAAAAGGGAACAAAAAGGAUGAGCUCUCGACUCGCGUACGACGGGAGCUGUAGGGAAAUGUUGGCUGACUUUUUACUCUUUUUGAAUAUUUUAUUUCUUAUAGUAAGGACUGUGUAGCACUUUUUAAAUUACAACCAGGGGUAGAUUUAUCAGUAGGAUAAUUAUUUUUCUCAGUGGUCUCAACAACUGAAGGUUUACCUGAAUGUUUCGGUGAAAGUUUCCCUGAACGUUUCACACCAUUUCGAAGGUUUACAUGAACAUUUUGCACAUUAGUGUGUUCAUACGGUUUGAUUAUGUUCGCUCUGGUGUGGAGCUAAUGUGAAUUAUAAAAUAAAAUAUUACUUAACACUUUCGCCAACAGUAUAAUGCUAUAUUACUUGUUAUAAGCAUGUAUGAGCCUUUAUAAUGCCUUACAAUAAGGCCUAUACUGUUUUAUGUUGGCCGAGCAAAUUUCCAACAUACCUAAUGGCUUAUAUAGUCAGGAUCAUUAUAGUUGAUUACAACACAUUAUAAGGGGUUCAUAUAUGCUCAUGACAAGUCUUUCAAUGCAUUAUAUCUGUCGGCUUUAAGUAAAGUGUUACCAAAUACUCUUAUACCAAUUAUUUAUUUCGAAUGCCUUUUUAACAUCGUGGGAGUGGUGUAUCCAUUUCUAAAUUGGUUUUUGAAAGGAAAAUGUGGUAAAAUUGUUUUGGCAGUUCAGUUUUACAAGAAACCCCAGCUACAAGACCCUGACAUGUUUGGUUUAAAGGGGCUCUCUGUGAGCUGGGGUGUAUUUGCUAGGAACCGAAUGGAAACAAAUUGUGCCGAAACGGGAAGAGACCUACCUGGAAUUUUCCAAUAUGAAACGCUUGUUUUUGUAUUCACAUUUCAAAAUGCUUCGCUACGGAGUGCACUAAUGAAUGCACCCGUGUUUUAGAAGAACCAUUGAGGAUCGAGAGCCAAGUUUCUGUGAAGACUUCUCCACAGUUAAUGACCAAUUAUUUGACUCUUUAAAACCUUUGUGUACGAUACUACAUUUAGGUCCUUUUUUAGCUCAUUUCAUGUUACUAUGAUAGCAGGUGGUGAAGUUAUUUUUGUAAAUACAUUUUGUAAUG